Molecule: messenger RNA, 589 nt
Organism: Carassius auratus (goldfish)
Lineage: Eukaryota; Metazoa; Chordata; Actinopteri; Cypriniformes; Cyprinidae
Product: interferon-induced protein 44-like
Exons: 3
Coding region: 278-589 (103 amino acids)
Biological process (GO): immune response
Source: RefSeq, a predicted model, not a curated record
UAAAAACAUUAACUAGGUGAAAGUGAAAGUUACUAGGUGAAAGUGAAAGUUACUAGGUGAAAGUGAAAGUUGGACCUGGAGGUAUAAAUACAGGCUGGAAUCAGAGAUGCUGUCACAGCUUGCCUGUACAUCCCAAAGAGAAGAACACUGAAUAGCAAUUCUGUUUCUCUUGUUAUUACUCUGUAUUGAAUUGAAGUCACCUUUGUUUUUAAAUUACUGUUUAGUGUAGAAUUUCCCAAAUUCGUAAGAAAAAACGAAAACAGAGAAGGAUAUCACAAUGGGAGGAUCAGGAUCAACACCCCAAUCUGAAAAACCUGCACCACCACCACCAUCACCAGAAUUUGCUAAACCAUGGAGGGAAACACCCUGGGACAAUAAAGGACUUUUGGAGAAAAACCUGAGGGAGCUUAAGCUGAGCGAUUCAAAUGUUAAGUACAUCAGGAUCUUGCUAGCUGGACAAGUGGGAGCAGGAAAAUCCAGCUUCAUCAACUCAGUCAAUAGUGUUUUUCAAAGAAGAAUCACAACAGAAGCUAUUGCUGAUAAUGCUGGUGCGGGUGGUACGAGUUUUACAAAAACAGUGAGUAUAUGA